AUGGCAGAUACUUCUGAUGCACUCGCACCAAAGCCAGAGGGCGAGGAGAUUGAUCCUCAUUUUGAGCCUGUUAUCAAGCUCACGGAACAAGUGGAGGUAAAGACCUACGAGGAAGACGAGGAUGUGCUCUUCAAGAUGCGAGCAAAGCUCUUCCGAUUCGAUAAUAUCUUAAACGAGUGGAAAGAACGUGGGACCGGCGAUGUGAAACUUCUUCAGCACAAGGAGACGAAGAAGGUCCGUCUUGUAAUGAGACGCGACAAAACCCUCAAAGUUUGCGCCAACCACCACAUCUCCUCAGAAAUGCGCCUUCAGCCUAAUAUUGGCUCUGACAGGAGCUGGGUUUGGAAGGUUGCUGCUGACUAUACCGAAGAACCACCAACCGCCGAAACUCUAGCCAUCCGCUUCGCAAACUCUGAUAAUGCAAAUGAAUUCAAGCGUCAAUUUGAGUUGACACAGAAGAUAAACAGUAGCGCCUCUCCCGACGAGCAGUCUGCGCCCGAAGCAAAGGAACAAGAGGAAGAAGAGGAGGAGGAAGAGGAAGAGGAGAAAAAAGAGGAAUCGGCAGAAGAGAAGAAGGAAUAA
This is a messenger RNA of Suillus fuscotomentosus, 582 nucleotides long. RefSeq names its product ran/spi1 binding protein. Gene Ontology annotation, biological process: nucleocytoplasmic transport. Gene Ontology annotation, cellular component: nuclear pore; cytoplasm. Bases 1 to 582 code for a protein of 193 amino acids. The transcript has 4 exons. The record is from RefSeq and is a predicted model, not a curated record. NCBI's taxonomy places the organism in Eukaryota, Fungi, Basidiomycota, Agaricomycetes, Boletales, Suillaceae. Gene Ontology annotation, molecular function: GTPase activator activity.